UGGUAGUAGUACCCGCCUUUAUGUAGGUCGACUGUCUUCUCGAACACGCUCACGUGAUCUUGAAGACCUUUUCAGCAGAUAUGGAAGGUUUCUGGGCUUUUGCCUAACCUGGAGGUCUAUGGUGAGAGGGUGCCCUUGGUGGAAUUGGUGGCUAUCUUUGCAGAGUUAAUAGGAGACUUUGGCGCAUUCUUUCUGUAAUGUUAUUGCGUAUGUUUGUGGGAAUGGCAACGAUUACAAAGUGGUGUUUAAUUCAUCUUCUGAGGGGCGAAGUUUCAUACCCUCCGGUACUUAAGUCAUGAUGGCCUUACUGUUUCUGGCAAACGUUUCCGCAGAGUACGAGAUGUGGACUUGAAGCACGACUUCGCCUUCAUUGUAUGUUGCUCUCAUCAUCACCACUUUUGAUUCUCGUGCCUUCUUUUCUCUUUAUGUGAUUAUGGAUCUUAUUGUACUGGAUGUUCUGUAUGAGUUUUAUGUCAUUCUUCACAAUACUUCGCAAUAAUGCCAUGCAAAUAUGAGCUUUCUCUAUGUUCUUCUCUUGUUUGUGUUCUUGGCUUUCAGGAAUUCAGUGAUCCCCGAGAUGCAGAUGAUGCAAGAUACAGCUUAAAUGGAAGAGAGUUCGAUGGAAGCAGAAUCAUUGUGGAAUUUGCGAAAGGGGGACCACGUGGAGCUGGAGGAUCUCGAGAAUACUUGGGCAGGGGUCCACCUCCAGGUUCAGGCCGUUGCUUCAAUUGUGGGAUCGAUGGCCAUUGGGCUCGAGACUGCAAAGCUGGGGACUGGAAAAACAAGUGCUAUCGCUGUGGAGAAAGAGGCCAUAUUGAAAGAAACUGCCAAAACAGCCCCAAGAGCCUGAAGCGUGGGCGGAGUUAUUCCCGUUCUCCAUCGAGAUCCCGUUCUCAUGGCCGUGGAAGGAGCCGUAGCCGAAGUUACAGCAGAAGCCGCAGUUACAGUCGCUCACGGUCACCUCCAAAGAGGGGGUCUGGACGCAGCCUAGAGAGAGAGGACCGAUCUCGGAGCCCGAAGUACAGCCGCAGCCCUCGCACCAAAGGCAGUCCCGUAAAGAGCAGGAAGCAGCAGAGCCCUACUCCUGAUAGACAAAGGAGCCCCAGCCCAACAGGUAGCAGUCCUCGAGAGAGGGGCAGCCCUAUCCCAAGAGAGAGAAAGCAAGAAGCCUCUGACUAUAGUGGGAGCCCUAGAAACAGCAGGAGCCCCAUUAGCCCAGAGAGAGAGAGCCCUAGGAGGUACAGAAGCCCUGAGACAAAUGGCAGGAAUGGAAGGAGCUCGAGCCCUAUGAGAGAUGAUGAUGUAAGCCCAGUUGAUCGAGAUGCCUCUCCCCCACCACGGGGUGGCAGCGAGAGCCCCUCGAGCCCGAAUGCACUUGGUAAGUGCAUGGCAUCAUGCGAAGGUUGGUGGAAACCUCAAGCCAAAAGAUAUUAGUAUAUUAUGCUUCCACGGGAGUUUACUGUCCAUUUACUCACUCGGCUGAAACCCCAUCUGAAACCCCACCGAGGAUUAGUUUUACGACCUUAAAUUUCAGUCCUCUGACUGAGAGUAUAUGUACACUAUUCUCCUGCAGGUGCACAGUAUAUGUGCCCAAAUCUGAACAUGGAAAAUUCAUGGUCAUAUCAUAGUCCUUGGGUGUUGGUGUCAUAUUUGAAUAGACAAAUAAAUUGGGACCCUCGAGGAUAUGAUCCCAAUGAUAGGUUUGAUACCCUCAUAUCACCAACAAAUCUCCCAAUGGGGAAUUGGCUGAGAGAAUUGGCCUAAUGGACUGCUUUUUCCAAUGUAAUGUGGAGAAGUAAGGUCAAAAAGUUCUAACGUGUAUAAGUAAGGUAAAAAAGAGAAUCCGCCUAAGAAUCAAUAAAGUAAUAAUUUAUAGUGA
This is a messenger RNA of Amborella trichopoda, 1879 nucleotides long. The record is from RefSeq and is a predicted model, not a curated record. NCBI's taxonomy places the organism in Eukaryota, Viridiplantae, Streptophyta, Magnoliopsida, Amborellales, Amborellaceae.